This is a messenger RNA of Caenorhabditis elegans, 1050 nucleotides long. It is a transcript of the gene srx-4, whose product is annotated as G-protein coupled receptors family 1 profile domain-containing protein. Gene Ontology annotation, cellular component: membrane. Lineage: Eukaryota; Metazoa; Nematoda; Chromadorea; Rhabditida; Rhabditidae. Gene Ontology annotation, biological process: G protein-coupled receptor signaling pathway; signal transduction. The coding region runs from base 1 to 1050 and encodes 349 amino acids. Gene Ontology annotation, molecular function: G protein-coupled receptor activity. The transcript has 7 exons. The record is from RefSeq and is marked reviewed.
AUGGAAUUCCCUCUGAAACCCUUCCUUGGCUUCUUAUUCGGACUGCUAUCAGGCAUCAGUCUGAUCUUAAACCUCAUCACCAUCAUCGCGGUGUUUCGGCUGGCAUUUUGUAAACGGAAGAAUCCAGUUUACAUUGUGUCGUUUUUCAACAUUUUGUCAGAUGUUUUUCAAGUGAGCGCGGCUACUUUCUACUCGGCACCGUCUAUUAUUACCAGUUCUUUCUUGACAAGCUUUUCCAAAACCAACACAUUAAACACAACAUUAAGCUCUAUUUUUCUCUUCCUUUGGUACUUCGAGACAAUUCUCCAGGUGGUCAUGGGGCUCAACAGAUACGUGAUAAUUUGCCUGCAAAAGCAUAAAAUAUUCACAUUCCGUACUACAAUUUUGCUCAUUGUGCUUUCGAUCCCAGUUUCUCUGGGUUUCAUGUUCAAAUCACAGUAUUGGAAUCUGUGCUGCACAUUUGUUUAUGAUCAUAAUUACCUCUCCUACUCGUACAAUGUGAUAGAAGGAGUUGCAAACUCGUCGAACAACUUUGAUGUUCCUUUAAACGCUCUCAGCUCUGUGGUUUCGGCGUUUUUCUACGUUAUGAUAUUCUGGACAGUUCACAAAUCGACGCCCAACUCAUCAACUGGUGAAGAGCAAAAAUUACGGAGGGAGCGAGAUGUCAAAUACGCCUUCCAAUUCUGCCUUCUUCUGAUAUUUUACAUCUGCGCAUGGUCCCUGUUCCGAAUUCUGCCCCUAAUCAUCGCAAAUCAUGGAAUCGAGUGGUUUGUGUUGAUUCCAAUGUUUUACACAUUGAAUUGCACUUCCAAUGCAAUAAUUUAUUUGGGAUUCAAUAGCGAGGUCCAGGAAAACUUAAAGCCUCAAAAACUGCAAUCCAUUCUUCGCAUUCUAAAAUUUAUGAAGCCUGAACCAUCCUUUCAAGACGUCAGUUUGGCAAACGCGACGAAUGCAUCAAGUGUCGCUCCGAUCCGCCACGUUGCACUACGAUUUGUUCCAAAAAAAAUUCACCAGCCAUUUCGAUCGAUUGGAGUUCGAGAGGGACCAUAA